GUAAUACAAACAAUGGCAUCCGGUUCAUUCUGGUACUAUGGCAUUGAAAACUGCUUGCGAAAUGCAUUUCGUGACUUAAAUCAAACAAUUCAAGUUCUUCUCAAUUUCAAUGUUGAUGGUUUACCCCUGUUCCGAAGUAACAAGUUUCAGUUUUGGCCAGUUUUAAUUGACAUAGCCAAUAUGCAUGAAAUUAGACCAAUGGUUGUAGCAAUUUAUUUCGGCGAUUCGAAACCACCAUCCAGCGAAGAGUUUUUAAGAUCAUAUGUUGACGAGAUUAAUAGUCUAAUUUUAAAUGGAAUUGAGUUUCCAAACGGCUCAAAAAUAUUGAUCAAGAUUAAUGCGUAUAUUGCAGACACCCCGGCUCGAGCAUUUAUUAAAUGCGUUAAGACACACACCGCAUAUAACAGUUGUACAAAAUGUAACGUUGUAGGAGAAUUCGAUCGAUCGGGAAACCACAUGAGCUUUCCAAGGUUAGAUUGUCGACGAAGAACUCAUUUAGAUUUUAUAAACAAAGUUGAUGAAGAUCAUCAUCUAUGGAAUUCAAGAAUGCGACAGUUUUAUCACACCCUUUUGGAGGAAAUUGAAGGCAUUGACAUGAUAAAAAAUUCCCUAUUGCUGAUUCGAUGCACUUAAUUGAAUUAGGUAUGUUUAUUUUAGAAACAUAUUAGCUCGAAAUUGGCAUCGAUACAUUGUCGUUCUGGAAAUCAAUAGAAUAUCGAACAUUUUUGUUAUACCUUGGCCCAGUGAUAAUGAAAAGUUUUUUACCAACUGAGUUUUAUAAACACUUUUGGAAUUUAGUUUUAGCAACGACGAUAUAUUCAUGCGAACGAUAUGUACAAAGUCCCGGAGUUCUUGACGUCGCUAGGAAUUUGAUGAAUGAAUAUGUGGAAGAAUUUAUAUCUCUGUAUGGCAACGACUCUAUCAGCUCCAAUGUCCACAAUUUAAUACAUGUUCAUGAUGACGUUCUGAAAUUUGGAUCUUUGCGAAAUAUUUCUGCAUAUCCAUUUGAGAGUACGCUGUAUUGGUUGAAAUGUCUUUUAAAAAAUGGUUCCAGACCUUUGAGUCAAGUGGCUAAACGUAUUAUUGAAAUGAAUAAGUUGAAUUCCCGGCCUUCAAAAUCAGCCGUAUACCCCAUUUUAAGCAAACAAAUUGUCGCAAGCUCUGAAAUGUAUGGCAGAGUAGAUUUUUCAGCAUUCAUGCUAUCAAAUGACCGAAAGAAUAAGUGGUUUUUGACCAAAAAUAGUGAAAUCGUUGAAAUGAUAUACGCGACAUCAAACAGCACCACAAUAAAGAUACAUGGAAGAAGCAUUCGGCGAUAUGCCGAUUUUAAUACCAGUCCCUUCUCAUCUCGCCAUUUAAAUAUUUAUUCCGCAGCCAUUGAAAUGGAGAUACUGAAGGAAUAUUCCGCAGAUGAUAUAAAAUGUAAACUUGUUUGUUUACAUCCAUAUGAUCCGGAAUGUAGGCAGAAUAACCAGUUUUUUAAUGCUAAAAAAGGCGUAUUCUUUCCUUUAAUUCACACUUUGUAACCCCGUAUACAUUUUAUUCCUUCAUUCAAAUAAAAAAGACAACACUUAAGUUAAAAACAUUCAUUUUAAUAUCUCCGUUUUUAUACAUACAUAUGUAUUUUGUUAGACACUGAACUGUAUCUAUUUUAAUGGAAAAUUCUUAAUGAUAAAUACAUAAAUACACAGGGUAGGGUUUAGU
Messenger RNA from Rhagoletis zephyria (snowberry fruit fly), 1704 nucleotides. RefSeq lists its product as uncharacterized. The record is from RefSeq and is a predicted model, not a curated record. Lineage: Eukaryota; Metazoa; Arthropoda; Insecta; Diptera; Tephritidae.